UUGGCUGAGGUGCGAAAGAAAUAGCCUAUCCAGUAAUCGCGCUAUCUCUUUCUAUACCCGAUGACGGUUCGGCAGCCCUGCAGGCUGCCUUUAGUAGCUGUUAGUAGUAUAUGCUUGAAGGUUUGUUGAUGGCAACUUAACCUUAAAGAAUAAUUUUUCGCAGUAUUACUGAAUAUAAAAUAAUACAAAGAAAUGUCUCUUUUUGCUGCUUUUGCUAAAAAUACAAGUGAAACAAGUUGUCAAAAUACUGAAAAGUCUGGAAAAGAUACAGAAAAACUACCAUGGCUCAAAAAUUCAAGUGCUCAACAGAUAUCUGAAUGUUUAGAAAAAUCUAAUUUACAAGAUGUAUGGUCCGAUAGUUCAGAUGAAAAUUUCGUUGGUGAUUCUAACAAAGAAAUUGAAAACAUAACUGAUUUGCAAAAAAGUAAUGUAUCUGCUAAAAUUGAAGUUAAGUAUGAUCACAAUAAAAAGACUAAACAUAAAAAAAAAACUUGUUCAAAAAAAUAUGAAACUCAUGUGAAAGAUAUUUAUUUUGAAGACAAAGAAAGAAACAAAAGGUUAUGUACUAUGGAAACCCUUGAUCGUGGUAUAAGACCAAGUUAUAGUAUCUUUGAUAAAGGUUUUGGUUUUCCUUAUAGAAAGAAAGGUAAAAAAAUACAUUAUCGUAGAUACUACAAAAUAAAAUCAGAUAAGUCAAAGAAACAAGAGAAAAAAGAAAAUGAGGAUGAAGAUUCUGAAAGUGAACCUGAGCGCUCAAAAAAUUAUACUCAUUUAUUAAAUUCUAUAGAUCUAGAUAAUCAAAAGUUAUUGAUUGAAAAUUUUAAUCAAAUGCUAACACAGUAUCCUAGUGAUAUUCAAACUUGGCUUGAGUACAUAUCAUUUCAAGAUCAAACAAUUCAAAUCUCUCCAUUUCAAUCUGAACGAGAAAAAUUACAGCAAUUAGUUAGACAAAAAAAAUUAUCCAUUGUUGAAAAAGCUUUGGCUUUAAACAAUGAUUCAGUGGAUCUUUUAAAAAUGAAACUGAAAAUUUUGUCAGAGUUAAUGCCAACUGACCAAUAUACAAAUGAAAUUGAAAGUAUGAUUCAGAAAGAUCCUAAAAAUAUUAUAUUGUGGGAAACUCUUGUAACAGUGAUACAAACUUCCUGUGCUUUAUUCAAAAUUUCAAGAGUUUUAAAUUUGUAUGAAAAAAGUUUUGCUGUCCUAAAAAAGAAUAGAAAUUUAAAUUCAAAAUUGUAUGACAAGCAAAUAUUAGCACUGUUGUAUCAAUGUUUGAUGCUCUUAAGACAUGCCGGACUUUGGGAGCAAAUGUGGGAAAUUAUAAAAAUAAAUAUCUGUUUAAAUCUCACUGUGCCUCAAGAAUCUUUUCAGAACAUUAAAACAUUUGACGAGAAAACGGUUAUGACCAUGGAAGAACUUAUUUUAUCAACUAGACUUCCUUCAAAUCAGCUGUGGUUAAAAAUUGAAUCGCUAAGAGAAUGUUGUCACUGGAUUGGUCUUGAUGUUACUAAAGUUGAUAUUAGUCUCGUUGGAGAUGAAAAACGUUUAGUAUCUGCUGAAGAAACAGCUGAUUUUAUAUAUCCUAUAAUAUCAAAUGAUUCAAAUUUUCUAUUAGCUAUAAUUUCUAUAAUCUGUCUUAAAGUACCAUUAUUACCCUCUAGAGAUUCAACGUUUAGAGAUUUUAAUUUGGAUAAACAUAACUGGAUUCCAGAUUCAUUGGAGUUCAUAUUACCAAUGAUUUAUCCUUCAAUUGGAGUAUGUGAUGUAGAUGCUAGAUUUAGUAAUCUAAAUGUAGUUAAAGAAUUACUUGAAGGCAAGCUGUCUGCAGGACCUCCACUCCUAAAGUACCAUCCUUCUCAAGAAUUCUACUUUGAAUUUGUUAGAUUAGUAUUUAAUACAAUAGCACAAGAGCUUCCACCUCUGCAAAGAACUAGUAUUUUAGUAUGGUGGCUUAGAUUUGAAAGAUUACUUAUUUAUAUUUCUAAGCAUGAUCCGCUUAAAGAAGCAAAUAGAGACAAAAAAUUGAAAUCAGCAAUCAAGAGCUUUUUAAAGAAACCUGAAAACAGAGAAAAUCUUCAUUUUUAUAGAGAAUAUGCAAUGAUAGAAUUUGAGCUGGGUUCUUAUGACGAAUGUAUUCAAAUGCUGAAAACACUUCUUGAAUCACAAGACCAUAGUUCUCAAGAUAUUGACAAAAAAGGAGCCAUCAUAAGUUUGUAUAGAACAGCUUUUGAAAUUAUUUUCAAUCUAAACAUUGAUAUACCACUGCUUUUGAAAAAUGUACAGCCAUUUAUUACUUUACUAAAAAAUUAUGUUUCCAACAGUUUUGAUUGUGAUAGAAAUUUAUCUAUCACAGAAAUAUUAUACAAUGAAAUUCUAAACUUUUUAAAAGAUUCUCCAAUAGAUGAAACUGAAGAUGCUUUCUUUUUACCAAAUCAUAACUGUGAUAUAUUAAUUUGUUAUGCUUAUUUGCUACUUGUACAGAAUAACAGUAUUGAUACUUUAAAUGAUAUUGUAGAGUUAUUUGACAGAUGCAUAACUCAUUGUGGCGAUUGCCCUAGAAUAGUGGAGAGAUUUAUAGAAAUAAAAAUAGUAUUCUUAAAAAUAUGUAAAGAUAAAGUUAAUCUAAAUAACAAUAUAUUGUUUGAAACAGUUAGAGAAGCUUAUGAAAACUUUCAAAAUAAUUUUUUCUUUAUAUCUUUACAAGCUCUGUUUGAAAGUGAACAACCAUUUUGGAAAAUGAAUAUCAGAAGUAAAAAUUUAAAUAUUUGGUAUAUUAUUGCUCGUUGCUUAGCUGGAAGAGUCCGAAUUGCUCAUAUGAAAAAUAUUGAAUCUCAAGAAGGAUAUGCUGCAAUGGUCAACAAAAUGCUUUCAUUUCAUACAGCUGUAUCUAAAUUUGAAGAAUUACAAAAUUGCCCAUUGGUUUGGAAGUUCUACAUGUUGUUGAUUCAAGAACAUAAUUUAUCGGCAAAAAAAGGAGAAGAAAUUUUUUAUGAAGCUAUUUCUCAGUGUCCUUGGAACAAAAAUGUGUACACUUGUGCUGCAGAAAUAGCACCUCAAGUUUUGUCACAAAUUCAAGAUUUAAUUCAAGAAAAGGAGUUAAGAAUACACAUUACUCCUGAAGAACUAGACAUUUUAAGAAGUUAACUUGUUUAAAAAAUAUAUUUGUUAUUAUGUAAAUAUUAUAAUAGUGAAUAAUUUGAAGUUUGUUAAUUUAAUAAAUUGUGUAUUAAUUUAUAAUAAUUCAAGCAAUGUAAAUACAUUUAUGUAAUACUUGCAAAUAGAAUAAAAAGAAAUAGUUUUGUAACGAAAAAUAA
Molecule: messenger RNA, 3311 nt
Organism: Phymastichus coffea
Lineage: Eukaryota; Metazoa; Arthropoda; Insecta; Hymenoptera; Eulophidae
Product: nuclear exosome regulator NRDE2
Exons: 1
Coding region: 193-3141 (982 amino acids)
Biological process (GO): negative regulation of RNA catabolic process; regulatory ncRNA-mediated post-transcriptional gene silencing
Cellular component (GO): catalytic step 2 spliceosome
Source: RefSeq, a predicted model, not a curated record